AUGAUCUCGGCAUACAUGAAGCUAGCAUCUACAAUGAACACGCAUCUCCUCAAGCCUAACCAUACAUCUAUUCUUCAUCGCUCGUCCAACUCCCGAUACGCUCCCAACCCUCCCAACACUCAGACAGUUAUCAACCUGUCGAUCAAUCUCGGGCAAACUUUGGUGGAAAACUUGUGGCGCGCUGCUGUGCUAUUCUUGAAGCGUGGUGGCUAUUACGGCGGCCGUGAUGCGAAGUCCGGAGAGGGCGAUGCUGCGAUUUUGGAGGGCUCGAAUUGGACAUGUCGAGAAGAGGGUUGA
Messenger RNA from Penicillium brasilianum, 297 nucleotides. The record is from the annotation of a GenBank genome assembly. NCBI's taxonomy places the organism in Eukaryota, Fungi, Ascomycota, Eurotiomycetes, Eurotiales, Aspergillaceae.